AUGAACAGCCAGGAACAGUUACCAGUAGAAGGCCUGACCUCCCCGAUAAAUGGACAAGGGCUACCGCGUCAAGGACGGGCGCGGCUAAAGAAGCAAGUUCAAGCAAUAAGAAUGGGAACACUGAACGUUGGCAGCAUGAAUGGUCGAAGCAGGGAAGUGGCAGAUGUCUUGGAGAGAAGGAGAGUGGACAUUUUAUGUGAGCAGGAAACAAGAUGGAGAGAAAAUAAAGCAAAGGACAUUGGCAAUGGCUAUAAGUUGCUAUGUAGCAGAGCUGAUGAAACAGGAAGAGGUGGUGUAUGGAUUGCCAUCAGUAAAGAAAUGAAAGAAAAUAUUGUGAGCGGGUGCAGUGAAGAGGUGAAAAAUAAGUUCUGGAGAGAUAUGGAUGAAGUCAUGAUUUAA
Molecule: messenger RNA, 399 nt
Organism: Macrobrachium nipponense
Lineage: Eukaryota; Metazoa; Arthropoda; Malacostraca; Decapoda; Palaemonidae
Exons: 1
Coding region: 1-399 (132 amino acids)
Biological process (GO): DNA repair
Molecular function (GO): double-stranded DNA 3'-5' DNA exonuclease activity
Source: RefSeq, a predicted model, not a curated record